ACACACACACACACACCGCAGACUUGGCCUAACUUCUAUUCGACAGGAGACAGCUUCUGGCUUCACCAGACAGAAGGACACCAUUUACCUUUAUCUACCGGAUCUAACACACUCCGCAAGACCUCCGGCUGCUUCUGAGGGCUCAGCUCCCUGGCCACUCAGCGGUCAGUUCUCUUUGAUCUUGUGCGGGCUGUUCUCCGUGCUGCGCUACCCCCGGUGCGCUAGCCGCUAGUGCGCUAACCGGCCGGAUGACCAGUCUGAAGGAGGACGCUACUGCUGCUGCUACUGCUGCUGCUCAGAUGGAGGGCUGCUGUGUGGACGACGCUGGGUGGGACGGCCAGUUGGAGCGGCGUGCGUCGGUCAGCGAGGAGGACCUGUGCUGCCCGGUGUGCUGCGAGCUGUUCCAGGACCCCGUGUGUCUGGGCUGCUCGCACAGCGUGUGCCGCGGCUGCCUGCGCCUCUUCUGGACCAAGGAUGCCCGCCGCGAGUGCCCCGUGUGCCGCACGCCGUCCCCCGCCCACGAGCCGCCUGCCAACCUGGUGCUGCGCAACCUGUGCCAGCAGGCCGUGCUGCUGCAGAGAGGCCCACGCAGGCCCUCAGACCAGGGGCUCGCCUGCACCGGCGGCCCAGCCAGGAGGCCUGCGUCUGGGGCAGCCACGCAGUGCAGCCUCCACGGGAGGGACGUCAGCCUCUACUGCGUGGAGGAGCGUCUGGCGCUGUGUGUGGAGUGUGUGGACGCAAACACACACAGCACACACACCUUGCAGCCGGUGUGUGAGGCAGCACGGGACCUCAGGGAGGAUCUGAAGAGGAAGUUGCAACCUGUGAGGGACAAACUGGAGUCCUUCCAGAAGGCCAAGCUCGUCUGUGACCAAAUGACUCAACAUGUCCAGGACCAGGCCCAGCGCACGGAGAGGUCAAUCCGGGCCGAGUUCAACAAGCUUCACCAGCUCCUACGGGACGAAGAGGUCGCCAGGGUGGACAGCCUCCGAGAGGAGGAAGAGGAGAAGACUCGCACGAUGAAGAGGAAGAUCGAUGAGAUUGACACAGAGAUCGCCCAUCUCGAAAACCUGGUGUCGGCCAUAGAGAGAGAGCUAGUGACAGAGGAUGUCUCAUUUCUGCAGAAGUACAAGAAUGCUGUGAAGAGGACGCAGUGCCCGCUGCAAGACCCAGAGAGGGUUUCAGGAGCGCUGAUCGACGUGUCCAGACACCUGAGCAACCUGCAGCCCACAGUCUGGGAGAAGAUCCAACACACUCUGCAGUACACCCCGGUGACUCUGGACCCCAACACGGCCCAUCCGUGCCUCCAGGUGAGUGAGGACCUGCUGAGCGUGCGCUACUUCUCCCCGGCUCCGCGCGCCGUCCCUGCCAACCCCGAGCGCUUCCGCUCCUUCCCCUGCGUGCUGGGCGCCCAGGGCAUCGCCGGGGGCAACCACGCCUGGGAGGUGGACGUGACGGACAGCAGCUUCUGGCACCUGGGCGUGACCGCCGAGUCCAGCCCGCGCGACGCCGACUCUGCGGACGACGGGCACGUGUGGCGCGUGUGGCACUACGGCGGGCAGUACCGGGCGCGCUUCUCCCAGGGGCCCGUGAGCACCCUGGCGCUGUGCCAGCCCCCGCGCACCGUCAGGGUGCAGCUGGAAUGGGCGAGCGGGCGCCUGGAGUUCCACGACUCCGACAGGCACCUCCUGCUGCACGCCUUCACGCACACGUUCACAGGGACGCUGCGCCCUUACUUCUUCAACAAGGGCUCCAGCCUGAGGAUACUGCCACAGCGCCGCCCUGUAGGAGACCCAAGGCACUGCAGCUCCGCCUGAGCUGGACAGGCAGUGACCACAUUGUCAGUCACAUCCUCACAUGACACAUGCAGGCCUCUCCAGAGGCAGCUUGGACAUCACAGGCACACACACACACACACACGCAUGGCAUGACCCAUAUCGAGCCCAUAUCAGUGAUUUCAUAACUCUACCUGAGCCAAUGUCACACAUGCAGUGGACUCUCAGAGUGUGAGAUAGGGAGUUGUCACGUCAUCAUAUCACCCAGGAUUCUCCAGGGCAACGCAUGACAGAUAUCCACCACGCGUGCACACACACACACACACACACACACACACACACACACACACACACACACACACACACACACUCACUCACUCACUCAAACUCAGACAGAUAACAUCCACAACUCUCCAGGGCAACACACUGAGGCAGACAGAUAUCCUCAGGGUCUCUAGAAGCAUGUGUUCAUACAAGUCCUCCCCAACUGUGUGUGUGUGUGUGUGUGUGUGUGUACAGACCAGCUCUCUCUAUAACAGGGUGUGUGUUCAUGCAAGUUCUCUCCAACUGUGUGUGUGUUCAUAUCUGGGGCAUCACUAUGCUCCAAAUGAUGUGUUGUGGCAAGCUAACGUUCAAGUGAGAUCUGCUGCAUGAAGGAGAGUGAGAGGACAGCCAUGUGCUGCUUGUACUGUAUGCUUGAUAAAUAAGUCCAUAUAAUCACACUUUCAAUGCACUUUCAAUGCAAAAUAAUGGUUUCAUAUCUGUUAAUCAACUUUGCAAAAUCCCGGCAAAUUCGGCUGCCAACGCCCCUGGUUGAGAUGAUACACAUCAUACACAUACACAUACACACCCACACCCACACCCACACCCACACCCACACCCACCCACACCCACACCCACCCACACACACGUACAGUGCAUGCCAAUGUAACAUACAGUGUAUGGAUCAUAUGCUAAUGCUUCUACUAAACUUGUGCUUCCCAUUCUCCAUGAGUUACAAAUGAGCAAUUAAACUCAUUCUGAAU
Messenger RNA from Sardina pilchardus (European sardine), 2800 nucleotides. RefSeq names its product E3 ubiquitin-protein ligase TRIM35-like. The record is from RefSeq and is a predicted model, not a curated record. Gene Ontology annotation, biological process: protein ubiquitination. Lineage: Eukaryota; Metazoa; Chordata; Actinopteri; Clupeiformes; Clupeidae. The coding region runs from base 249 to 1817 and encodes 522 amino acids. The transcript has 6 exons. Gene Ontology annotation, molecular function: protein binding; zinc ion binding; ubiquitin protein ligase activity. Gene Ontology annotation, cellular component: cytoplasm.